This is a messenger RNA of Sinocyclocheilus grahami, 629 nucleotides long. Its product is annotated as tRNA pseudouridine synthase-like 1. The record is from RefSeq and is a predicted model, not a curated record. Gene Ontology annotation, molecular function: pseudouridine synthase activity; RNA binding. Gene Ontology annotation, biological process: tRNA pseudouridine synthesis. The transcript has 6 exons. Bases 1 to 603 code for a protein of 200 amino acids. NCBI's taxonomy places the organism in Eukaryota, Metazoa, Chordata, Actinopteri, Cypriniformes, Cyprinidae.
AUGUCGCUCUUGUGUUCUGUCCUCAACCAUGAAAUCACCAGGGCUUACCGCGUCCACAGCGACUUCCACGCACGAUAUCGGGCCGUAUCACGCACAUAUGUGUUCCGCUUUGCUUCGGGUCUCAGACAUCACACAGAAAUGCCAGUAACGGAGAGGGAUCUGUGCUGGGCAUUACGAGACACGAGGCUAAAUAUCGCUGCAAUGCAAGAGGCUGCCGCACUUCUGUUAGGAACCCAUGACUUCAGCACCUUCCGUGCCUUGAGCUCAGAGACGCCCUUUAAGAACCCAGUGAAGACCCUAGAGAAGGCCCAGCUGGAAUCUGGGGUCUCGUUCAGUCAGAGACACUUUCACAGAGAUAUUCAGUUCUGGGAGCUCACUUUUAAAAGUAGGUCCUUUUUAUACAGACAAGUGCGGAGGAUGACUGGGGCGCUGGUUGCCGUCGGUCAGGGUAGACUGUCUGUUAGUCAGAUUCAGGAGCUGCUAGAAACACCAGAUUCACUGGCGUUCCCACAAAACCUGACGGCCCCAGCCCACGGCCUGUUUCUGACCGACGUACAGUACAGAGAUACAGAUCUUGGAGCUUGUAUGCUGGCUGAACAGUAAAAUAAUCAUUUAAAUAAAUAUCUCAC